CAACUCGUUGUCCGGAGCCCACAACUCCUAGACAUGGCCACCUGGAGUGUUCCUUUCCAAAGCAGAGAUUCCGGUCUGUUGCUGGCGGCAGGAAUGAGUCGAAAUACGUUAGAGGAAGUACGUGUCGCUAUCUUUGCGACCCUGGUUACGUCAUCCCUGCAUCACUACUGACCAACUCAGUAAUCCAGUGCCGUGGACCCUACUGGAACAGCACUGUGGACAGCGAAUGUAGAAAAGCAGUUCCACCAACCCCUUUAAACUGUGUUAACCAGACCCUGGUGACUGAUGAUGGAGUGGCACCUGUAGAGAAACCCAGGUUCGUAGCAGGAGACGGGAGAGAUCUGGAUGUAAAGUGUACACUGGAGGGUGAACUGGAACCUGGAGAGUACAUCAACACGUGUAAAGCUAUAGAUCCGGAGCUGCGGACCAAUGCAGAGUGCUUUUAUAAACUGAACAUAAAAUCUAAAGAUUGCAGUUCCCCACCUGAACCAGUGAAUGGAUAUGUUCAGUGUGAAUCAGAAACUGGAAGGUACUUCAGAAGCACUGUUUGUAUCUAUAAGUGUAAUCAUGGUUACGUCAUUCCUGUGAGCCAAUCAAAUAUUACCUCCAUACAUUGUCGUCACAACUCUAGAUGGAAUUCAACCAAAGUGCCGGACUGCCAGAAAGCCGUUCCGCCCAAGCCUCUAGACUGUAUAGAUCAAACCCUGGUGGCCGGAGCUGGUGGUAUUCAAGUGAAGAAACCCAGGUUUGUAACGGGAGAAGGGAAAGAUGCAGAUGUAAAGUGUUCACUGGAGAAACCACUGAAACCAGGGGAGUACAUUAACGUAUGUGCUGCAGUGGAUCCAGAGCUACAGACGUCUGCCAGUUGUUUCCAAAAAGUGACUGUAAAGGCCGCAGGAUGCCUCUCCCCGCCUGAAGUACAAAAUGGAUACAUAAAAUGUCAACCUCAACCCAACAGCUAUAUGCCAGGGACAGUCUGCAUGUACCAUUGUAGUGGUGGCUACGUCAUUCCAGUCAGCCAAUCAGGUAUCACCUCAAGAGAAUGUCUUCACGACUCCAGCUGGAAUAUAACCAAAGUCCCGGACUGUUUAAAAGCUGUUCCGCCCAAGACUCUCGAUUGUAUUGAUCAAAUCCUAGUGGCAGGAACUGGUGGUGUUCAAGUGAAGAAACCCAAAUUUAUAACAGAUAAAGGGGAAGAGAUUGAUCCAAAAUGUUCACUGGGUAGGUUAUUGAAACCAGGGAAGUACACUAACGUUUGUGUUGCUGUGGAUCCAGAACUACGAACAUCUGGCAGAUGUUUUCAAAGAGUUGUUGUAAAAGCCUCAGAAUGUAGCACUCCUCCUAAAACAGAAAGAGGAUAUAUGGAAUGUCGACCGCAGCAUGGCAAAUAUCUUCCAGAAACAGUCUGCAAAUAUCACUGUCAUCGUGGCUACGUCAUACCAGUCAGCCAAUCUGAUAUCUCCUCGAGAAAAUGUCUUCACGACUCUAGAUGGAACACAACUAAAGUUCCAGAUUGUCAAAAAGCCGUUCCGCCCAGGCCUCUCGACUGUAUAGAUCAAACCCUGGUGGCCGAAACUGGAGGUAUUCAAGUGAAGAAACCCAGUUUUUUAACAGAAGACGGGAAAGAUGCAGAUGUAAAGUGUACACUGGAGAAACCACUGAAACCAGGGGAGUACAUUAACGUAUGUGCUGCAGUGGACCCAGAGCUACAGACGUCUGCCAGUUGUUUCCAGAAAGUGACUGUGAAGGCCGCAGAGUGUCGCUCCCCGCCAAAUAUACAAAAUGGAUACACAGAGUGUCACCCUCAAAGAAACAGUUAUACUUCAGGAACAGUCUGCAAGUACCGCUGUCGUGACGCAUACGUCAUUCCAGUCAACCAAUCAGCUAUCACCUCAAGAUACUGUCGUCACGACUAUAAAUGGAAUAUAACCGAAGUACCAGACUGUCGAAAGGCUGUUGUGCCUAAACCUGUGGAUUGCAACAACAAAACCGUGGUGGCCGAAGGUGGGAUGGCACGUGUAAAGAAACCCAAGUUUGUAGCAGGAGACGGAAGAGAUCUGGAUGUGGAGUGUACACUGGAAGAUGAACUGGAACCUGGAGAGUACAUUAACACGUGUACAGCUGCUGAUCCGGAGCUGCAGACAAUUUCCAAGUGUUCUUACACUCUGAAAAUAAAAUACCAAGAAUGUAGCCCCCCAUCUUUACCGUCAAAUGGAACUAUCGAAUGUUGGCCAAAACCAGAGAGUUAUCCUGCGGGGACAGUUUGUAUGUACUUGUGCUAUGAAGGCUACGUCAUUCCAACCAGCCAAUCAAAUGUCACUUCGAUAUACUGUCGCCAUGACUUCAAGUGGAACACAACAAAAGUUCCAAAUUGUUGGAAAACAACAACACCUAAGCAUUUGGGUUGCACCAACCAAGUCCUGACGGCAGAAGGUGGAAUAGCUCGUGUAACGAAACCCAGAUUUGUAACAGUAGACGGGAGAGAUCUGGAUGUGGAGUGUACACUGGAGGGUGAACUGGAGCCUGGAGAGUACAUCAACACGUGUAAAGCCACUGACCCUGAGCUGCAACUGUCAAGUCUCUGCGUGUAUGAGCGUCAGAAUGUGACUCUCUGCCCGAGAUUCUAAACGGAUACGUGGAGUGUAGCAAUACACAAAAUAUUCAUAAGCCUAUGUCUCUCUGCGUUUACCACUGUAAGGAAGGAUAUGUCAUUCCAACCAGUCAGUCAAGUCUUAUUUACAGACAAUGCCUUUUUCAUCUCA
Molecule: messenger RNA, 2762 nt
Organism: Limulus polyphemus (Atlantic horseshoe crab)
Lineage: Eukaryota; Metazoa; Arthropoda; Merostomata; Xiphosura; Limulidae
Product: sushi, von Willebrand factor type A, EGF and pentraxin domain-containing protein 1-like
Exons: 13
Source: RefSeq, a predicted model, not a curated record